Aspergillus saccharolyticus JOP 1030-1 is the source of this 1182-nucleotide messenger RNA. Its product is annotated as glycoside hydrolase family 16 protein. Lineage: Eukaryota; Fungi; Ascomycota; Eurotiomycetes; Eurotiales; Aspergillaceae. Gene Ontology annotation, biological process: glucan catabolic process. Gene Ontology annotation, molecular function: hydrolase activity, hydrolyzing O-glycosyl compounds. The coding region runs from base 1 to 1182 and encodes 393 amino acids. The transcript is spliced from 3 exons. The record is from RefSeq and is a predicted model, not a curated record.
AUGAAGAAGACCGCCCCACCGGCGACCGCGGCGCGACCCUGGUAUGACCCGCGUGGCUGGUCCUUGUUGACCAAAUCGCUUGUGGGCGCCGGGGUCGUGGUCGCCAUCGUUGCCCUCAUCGUCGGACUCGUCGAGGGGCUCAAAUCUUCUUCCUACCCCAAUUACUCUGCGCUGAACUACACCCUGUCCCGCCAAUACUCUGGGUCCUCGUUCUUCGACGAGUUCGACUACUACACCGCCACCGACCCAACGGACGGGUUUGUGCAAUAUGUAGACUCAUCAACCGCAUCAGAGCUCAACCUGACCUACGCCUCAAGCUCGCGGGCCGUCCUGCGCGUCGACACCAGCCCCGCCAACCAGACCAGCGGCCGCAAGUCGGUGCGCAUCACCUCCAAGCAGACGUACGAGAGCGGGUUGUUUCUCUUCGACAUCGUGCACACCCCGUACGGAUGCGCGACGUGGCCGGCGCUGUGGCUGACCGACCCCAACCACUGGCCGGAACACGGCGAGAUCGACGUGCUCGAGUCCAACAACAAGGGCACCCAGGGCAACGCGAUGACGCUGCACACCACCAGCGGCUGCAAGAUGAACGGCAAGCGCAAGGAGACCGGCGCCCCGACGUACACGAACUGCCUGAACACGGCCAACGACAAUGCCGGCUGCGGCGUGACCGGGGGAAAAGCCACGUACGGGGAGGAGUUCAAUGCAAAUGGCGGCGGGGUUUAUGCAAUGGAACUCCGUGACGCCGGGAUCCGGGUGUGGAUGUGGGCCCGCGACGAGAUCCCGGACGACAUCUCCAACGUCAGCAGCCGCCCCGACCCGUCCGGCUGGGGGGAGGCGCUGGCCGACUUCCCCAGCACGCACUGCGACAUCAGUGCGCAUUUCACGAACCUGAGUAUCAUUGUGAAUAUCGAUGUCUGUGGCGAUCUCGCCGGUGCGACCAGGUAUUAUACCGAUCUCUAUGAGUGUCCGGAGACGUGCACGCAGUGGGCGGCGGGCAACGGGGCGAACUUUACGAAUGCCUACUGGGAGUUUAAUAGUUUUCAGGUCUAUCAGACUGUGUCGGCCUCGGGGGCGACGGCGACGGCGGCGUCGUCGGGGACGAGUUCCGCGGGGAUGUCGUCGUCGACGACGUCUCCGUCUCCGUCCCCGGCGCAGGGGCAGCAGCAGGAGGGAGCAUGA